AUGUCUGGCGAGGAUAAGGAUGAAGCUGAGGGUGUAGUUUGUAGAUCUAUAAUUAAUUAUGAGAAAGCAUUAACUGUACAAAAGGAACAAUUACCAUCGGAUCAUCCAGACAUUGCUAGAACAUUAUUUAAUAUGGGACAUUGUUAUGUUGCAUUAACAAAUUAUGACCAAGGAUUGAAAUUAAUGACCGAAGCGCUUGAAAUAUGUCGUAAAUCAUUACCUUCGAAUCAUAGUGAUCUUGCACUGACAUAUAGUAGUCUUGGUUCACUCUAUGUAAUACUUAAACAGAAUGAAUUGGCGUUGGAGUAUUUUGUCAAAGCAAGUGAAAUUCAUUAUGCAGCUGGUAAACCUGACAAACGUGAUCUCUGGAUAACUGAAACAUCAAUUCGACGUACAUUUAGCUAG
Messenger RNA from Didymodactylos carnosus, 405 nucleotides. Lineage: Eukaryota; Metazoa; Rotifera; Eurotatoria; Philodinida; Philodinidae. The record is from the annotation of a GenBank genome assembly.